This is a messenger RNA of Vicia villosa (hairy vetch), 588 nucleotides long. Its product is annotated as stress-response A/B barrel domain-containing protein UP3-like. Bases 1 to 588 code for a protein of 195 amino acids. Lineage: Eukaryota; Viridiplantae; Streptophyta; Magnoliopsida; Fabales; Fabaceae. The transcript has a single exon. The record is from RefSeq and is a predicted model, not a curated record.
AUGAUCAACGAGAUGCAAUCCUUAGUCACACUUGAACAAGUUCGUCACCUUACUCUAGGACCAAUCCUAACCAACAACGAAAGUAUCUCAACAACGAUACCUAUUUCGGAUCUUCGUUAUACUCACUUGUUCCAUAGUCGUUAUGAUUCUGAAGAGGAUCUACAAACAUAUAAUGUCCACUCUAAACAUAUAAAUACGGUUAGAGGCUUUAUUUUUCCUAUCUGCGAUGAUCUUUUAGUCGUGGACUGGAUAGGCGGAGAGGUUGCUCUCCCACCACAGCCUUCGCCCGGUAUUGCAUUCCGGGUGAGUUUCUUGAAACUCAAGGAAGAGAAUGAGAAGGACGGUGAAGUUAAGGAAGAGGUUUUUUGGGCUAUUCGAGGUAUUAAGGAGAGUAAGGGAGAAGUUAGUUAUGUGUCUUAUGGUGAAAAUAUAUCUUCGGCGAGGGCGAAUGGGUUCUCGAUAGCUUCACUUGUGGUUUUUUCGGGACGGGAGGAGUUGGAGAGUGUGGAUGCUGGUGAGGGUUUGGUUAAGGUUAAGGAGCAUUUAGAAAGUGUGGUGGUGGUUGAUUAUCUGGUUCCUUUGAAUUAA